Molecule: messenger RNA, 1548 nt
Organism: Pedinophyceae sp. YPF-701
Lineage: Eukaryota; Viridiplantae; Chlorophyta; Pedinophyceae
Source: the annotation of a GenBank genome assembly
AUGGCGUUCGCGAUGUCGCGGCACCUCCCGGGAUGCCAGCUCAGCCAGCCCGCCCGGGCGGGGCAGCGCCCGUGCGGCCGGGCGGUCACGCCAGCGCGGAGCGUUCGUGCGAGAGGGCUGAACCGCAGCGCCAACCGCUCCCGUUGGUCGUCGGGGAAUGCCGGGGGGCCGGGUGGAGACGCAGCGGACGGAGUCGCCGGCGGCCAGCUCGCGGAACUGCGCGGCGACGAGGGACAGCUGCUGGAGGCGUGCUCAUCGUUGACCCCGUCGCAGGUCGUGUGGGGCGCUGCGGAGGACCUUGCCGCGGAAUUCGCGGCAGUUGAUCGUCACGUGUUCCAGUGCAGCGCUCGUGUCCAGCGAGCAAUGGCACGGGCGCGUGUUGGCCCGCAUCACUUUCAGGGCUCCACAGGCUACGGGCACGGCGACAUCGGUCGCGACGCCCUCGACGAGAUCGUCGCAGAGGUCAUGGGCGCUGAGUCGGCCAUGGUGCGCGCGCAGUUCAUGUCCGGCACGCACGCGAUCGCGACCGCGCUGUACGCGUGCUUGCGGCCGGGCGACGAGCUGCUCGCGGCCGUGGGGGCGCCCUACGACACCAUGGAGGAGGUCAUUGGGCUGAGGGGGGUGCCGAACGUGGGGUCGCUGCGAGACUGGGGGGUGUCGUACCGGGAGCACCCGACGCUCGACGGCGGGCGCGUGGACGUGGAGGGGCUCGGGGCGGCGGUGGCGCGCGGGGGCGGGAAGACCAGGGUGGUGCUGGUGCAGCGGUCGUGUGGGUACGCGCUGCGGCCGACGCUGACGAUCGAGGAGGUCGGCGCGUGCGUGCGGGCGGUCAAGGAGGCGGACCCGGACUGCCUCGUCCUCGUCGACAACUGCUACGGCGAGUUCGUCGAGGCCAAGGAACCGCCGGCAGUGGGCGCUGACCUGUGCAUGGGCUCGCUGAUCAAGAACGGCGGGGGGACCAUCGUGCCCGGCGGCGGGUACGUCGCGGGCCGCGCGGACUUGAUCGACCGCGUCGCAGCCCGGCUAUCGGCGCCGGGGCUGUCGACCGACGCGGGGCAGGUGGACGGCACCACGCUGCGGCUCAUGUUCCAGGGUCUGUGGCUGGCGCCGCAGAUGACCGCGGAGGCGCUCAAGGGCGGCAUGCUGGUCGCGGCGGUCAUGCGCGCCGAAGGCCACGCCGUGGACCCGAAGAUGGCGCGCUGGCCGCGCGUGGACUUCAUCACGCCGGUGGAGCUCGGGUCCCCGGAGGCGAUGGUUGCCUUUGCGCGUGCGCUGCAGGAGCGGUCGCCGGUGGGGUCGUACAUCAGGCCGGAGCCCGGCGUGACGGCGGGGUACGGCGACCCCGUGGUGUUCGCCGACGGCACGUUCAUCGACGGGGCGACCUCGGAGAUGUCUGCGGACGGGCCGAUGCGGGCGCCGUAUGUCAUCUACUGCCAGGGCGGCAACCACUGGACGCACUGGGCGUACGCGCUGGAGGGCGUCGUAGAGGCGCUGCGUGGUCUCGCCGGAUCCGAGCAGGCGGAGCGCGCGGACAGCGUCGCGGCGUGA